This is a messenger RNA of Gasterosteus aculeatus aculeatus (three-spined stickleback), 1586 nucleotides long. RefSeq names its product regulatory factor X-associated protein (gene rfxap). Lineage: Eukaryota; Metazoa; Chordata; Actinopteri; Perciformes; Gasterosteidae. Gene Ontology annotation, cellular component: nucleus. Gene Ontology annotation, biological process: regulation of transcription by RNA polymerase II. The record is from RefSeq and is a predicted model, not a curated record.
CGAAGAAGAAAAUUAUUGUUAUCGAAAUGCAACGACAGCGGUGACAUCUGAAACCCGUGGAAGUUGAGUGGUAGGAGGCAAAAGUCCCACGAUUUAAUGUCUUAAGUAUGUAUUCAUGACACACGACCUUCUCAAAAUCGGAUAAUAUAGUAAACUCGCGGGGAAGCUAAGUCGAUUGACCUGAACUGACCGCAGAUAUUUGGUAUUUAGCUUGCUAGCUAGUCAGCUAGCUGCCGCCAUAGCCGCGAUCAUGAGUGAAGAUGACAAUUCAGCGUCGGCCAACAAAGACAAAGACUCGACCCUGUUGCUCACCAAAGACGGACAACGGUACUACGUGAGUAAGAGCGGAGUGGUCGACAGUAGAAAUGUGAUAACGCCGCUCGAACCGGACAACAACGUCUCCUCCUACGACAUGGACGACCCCGACGAGGAGAGCGACGUCCUGGACACGUCGGAUCCCCGAGACAGCGCCGCCAGCCCCGAGGAGCUCAACGACGAGGACACCUCGGAGGGCGACAACGCGCCCAAACAGUGCACCUACGAGGGCUGCACGGAGACCACCACGCAGGUGGCGAAGCAGCGGAAGCCCUGGAUGUGCAAAAAACACCGCAACAAGAUGUACAAAGACAAGUACAAGAAGAAGAAGAGCGACCAGGCCAUGUCCAGUGGGAAGAUUGACGAUAACUCCGAGGAGCGGCCUGUGUCAGUGAACAAACAGCGCCUGGGCGCCAUUGGGGACCGGCCAGCCAGGCCCUCGCUGAUAGAGCAGGUCCUCAACCAGAAAAGACUGUCGCUGCUCAGAAGUCCUGAGGUGAUCAGCUUCUUGCAGCAGCAGCAGCAGCUCCUCGCCACUCAGAGCCGCAGCCAAUCGCAGCAGCAGUUCCAGGGCUGUUGACGCCAGUCUGCCGGUGUUUUGCGCCGGAUUUGAGAGCACAGAAGAAACACUGGCGCAUUACGCGCUAAGUGGUUGGUAACCGUGUACUGUAAACAUGACUUUCUCCGGCCAGACAACCGCGCAGGAGAAAGAACGAAGUGCUGUUCAAGAGAGACGUUUUUAAAGGCACUUAAAAACUAUUGGUGCUAUUUCUUUAAACUGUUACUUUUUAUGAAUGAACUUUUUAAUUCCCAGUGUUUGUGUUAAUCCCCCAUCGCCAUGUGACAAGAAAAAUGAGGGCGUUGGAUUGCGAUUUUAUCCAGAUGUGAAAGUCUCACUUUAAGCGAAUAGCCAUGUGAGCUCAGAUUAUCUUUUUCCAUUGCUGAAAAAAGAAAAACAUGAUAGUUUGUGUUUUUGAGUGCUGCCUAUAUGAUGCUUUUAUUUACGUUUUUCUCGUAGUGCUUCUUCACUUUGUAGCCUGAUGAUGUUUCUUGAAUAUGAAUGUGUUUAUGACAUGUGACAAUCAACUGUGUAAAUGUAUGUUUGGAGUCAUGUUGAUGACACAUGGGGCUUUCAUGAGAACGUGUUUUUAUCCACAGUAACUGCAUACAAAAAGAAACUAAUCUGUUCGUUGGGAUUAACAUUGAUCAUGCUAGCUAUGUUGCACUGUACGCUACUGUUUGUGAAAUAUGAGAGUAAAUUAUUAAGUUAA